AUGGUCAGUACACGCCCGUCUAAUGCGACCAAGCACCCGGGAGUCCCCGACGUCAAGCGUACGCGGCGGCCAGCAAGUGACGUGGCUGCUGAGCGACUCGAGGCAGCAGAAGAACAAGUGGCGGAAGGUGCAACGCAGACUCGGAAGAUCGCGCACGUUGCACAACUGCAGAACGACACGCGUCAGAAAGAGUUGAAGAGAGCAAAGGCUGGAGACGUACCUAGCGUUGUGUCGCAAGGCAAGACAACAAGGUCUACCGCAUCGAGUUCAGGUGCGAAGAGUACCAGCACUCUGAGUGGGACUCCUGCGGCAUCAUCUCGUCAGUCUGAGAGCACGCUCUUAUCCGAGUCUGCAAACGAUUCUAUCAACAACAACAGUCAGCCAGCACGGAAAUCGAGUCAAGUCAGACCAGGACGUGUCACAGUUACCGAGCAAAGGGAAUUGUUGAGCGGAUCGGGGCAGCAGUCGCAUCGCAAAGGUGAUACUACUAGUAGUGCGAGUGGGAAAGGAGCGACCGUUACAAGCGUCUCCGAGUCACACUCCGGUGGCUUGAAGCGCAAGGCGCCUGCGGACAACGACGGCGCUGCUGCUUCCGAGUCUGUACAUCCCAAGUCAGUGCCAUCGAUGUAUCCGAAUGAUCUGAAGCCAGCAGCCAAGAAACCAAGGGCAAAAGCCCCGUCUGGCAUACGACCUGACUGGAUUCAUCCGAGUCCUGGCAGCACGCCCACCGUCAAGGCUCCACGUAAGGCAACGACAACCCGUGCCAAAAAGCCAGCUCCACGCACCAUGUCUCUUCCGAGGGCUGUUACUUAUGUCGCUCGCGAGUGGACGAAGGCUCAGCAACCGGCGCAAGUGUCCACUGCUCAAGUCAAUGGAAGCAACUCGGAGUUGGGCCCGCCCGGCGAGGUUAUGCAUGGAGGGUAUGUGAGCGAUGAGGAUGAUGAGACGGCGGCUCCAGAGAACAAUGCCGUCCGUACCACAGCCAUGGGACUCGUCACGAUCACUCACAAGUCCAGUGCCCCGGGGGAUGUCAAGAAAGCCCGGAAACGCGGUGUCACUCGCUACACGAAUGAGGAUCUUCCUCUCGCCUGCCGCGCACUGUGGCGCAAGACCUAUGUUCCGACGCUGUACGACAUGUAUGCCACAGGUAAGGACCCCUGGGACAACACCGCGAACAACACUAUGCUUGACUACGUCACACAUGUAUGGAAACGGGUUUACUCUGACCUUCCUAUCUCGGUGGAGGAGAUUCAUGGGCCAAUCCUCGCAGUUAUAAACCAGCGCCUGGCAGAAUGGCGGGGAAAGUUUGCCACAACAGCUAUCGAUGCCCUCACAAGAUUCUUCGACUCUGACGAGCAGUACUCGUCACCCGGUUCUCGGGCGAAGUUCGUGAAGUGGGCGCUCGGGCCGAAGAAGCUCUUCAUAUGGCAGACAACUACCCCAAAGCGGCGAGGGGCAUUCCAGUCUCGACUAGUCAUCGAGACAUUUGCGUCGCACAUCUCCGACAUCAGUGGAACCAAGGACAGCUUCUACAAGGCUUGUGAACCACAGGGUGCCCUUGCGCUUACGUGCGUAGCAAUCGAACGAGCUCUGGGAUUCUACAAAACGGGUACACGCCAUGUGCCGGAGCGAGGCGAGUCCCAGUUCAAGGCUGACAUGUGGAACGACACCACGAAAUCCUACCUGAAAUGUAUCAAGCUGCUCGAGGCAGAGAACUGGGACGCAAUCGUAGCGAUCGCUGAGCCGUAUGCGAAGAAGGGCAAAGGACGGCAGCACGGACAUUCGUCCAGUUUCGACUCUGACGAAGAUGAUCGCACCAGGCUACUUGACAGCUCUGAUGAAGACGAAGAUGCCGCUGUUCAUUCAUCUGACCCGCUGGAUAUCCGUGACGCCUCGCUGGAGCUUUCGGGUGACGACACCACACAGGGCUUGGAGAUCGACGGGCCCACGGACUUAGGCGACGAAGCGGCGAGUCUAUCCGAGUCGCAUGUCGACGACUCGGGGCGGCAUUCAUCACAGGCAGCUGAGGAAUUCGAGGAGUAUGACGAUGAACUUAUGCAGUUGGAAUGA
Fomitopsis serialis is the source of this 2070-nucleotide messenger RNA. RefSeq lists its product as uncharacterized. Bases 1 to 2070 code for a protein of 689 amino acids. Lineage: Eukaryota; Fungi; Basidiomycota; Agaricomycetes; Polyporales; Fomitopsidaceae. The transcript has 9 exons. The record is from RefSeq and is a predicted model, not a curated record.